GAACCCGGUGUUGAUUAGGGGUUAUCAUUAUUGUUUUCAUAAAAUAUUUUGCUAAAAGUGAUUCUCGCCUCUAAUCGUAACGUUAAUUUGUGAAAGAAAUCAUACGGUAAAUAAUGUCUGAGUACAUGGAUAUAGAUGGUAGCCUCUUGGAAGGGGGGGGACAAAUACUACGAAUAUCAAUUUCUUUAAGUGCUAUACUAGGAAUUCCAGUGAGAAUAUCAAAGAUACGAGCCGGCAGAAGCAAGCCUGGGUUAGCUGCUCAGCAUUGCAAAGGAAUUCAAUUAGUUGCUGAAAUGUGUCAAGCCAAGACAAAAGGAGCAGAAAUUGGAUCAACUGAAGUAGAAUUUGCUCCAAAAAAGAUUCGAGGUGGUCAAUACUUUGCCGAUCCUCACACAGCUGGCUCAAUCAGUCUACUCCUUCAAGUGGCACUACCUUGUGCACUGAUGGCUGAUGGCCCCGUCACAUUUGAUUUCCGGGGAGGUACCAAUGCGGACAUGGCACCGCAGAUUGACUACAUGGAUAAAGUGUUCAGGCAUGCCUUGAGGCAGUUCGGUGCAGAUUUUGGCUUAACAAUUCAUAGGAGAGGUUAUUUCCCAAAAGGCGGCGGUCAGGUGACCGUGAACGUUAAUCCGGUGCGAAAUUUUCGUGGCGUCACGUUGACGGACCCGGGCUCAGUGCACAGGAUUACAGGGUCCAGUUUCGUGGCUGGGGUGCUGCCGAUCAGUAUGGCGCACCAAAUGGCGGAAGGCGCGAAGCAAGUGCUACGAUCUGUGGCCGAAACCACCAUCAACUGUUACAAGGAGGACGGUCGUAUUGCCAUCGGCAACUGCAAUGGUAUGCUUUUAACCUGCACCACAUCUACGGGCCACGUGUUGGGGAGUGACGCGCUCGGAAAAAGGGGCACCGACCCGCGGCAGGCGGGCGCCGACGCGGCCAACGAUCUCAACAAGGACCUCGACGCAGGCGCUUGUCUCGACCGACACUGCCAGGACCAAGUGAUUCUGUUCAUGGCACUGGCAGAAGGCAAGUCGACGGUGACGGUGGGAGAGGUCACACUGCACACCAAGACCGCCAUACACAUCGCAGAGAUGAUGGCUAAGGUGAAGUUCGAAAUACACCCCAAUGGCAGCUACAACACGAUCGAGUGUACGGGUCUAGGGCUUAUUAACAACAAUUUGCCUACGUAAAUAAAUAUUUUAAACUAGGUUUCUAAUAUUAAAUUUUUAACCAGCAAGUGUGAUUUGAAGUUUUCGACUAUUUAUAUUCAUAAGUAUAUCUUAAGAGUCCCCAAGCUCGGUUCUCGAUACAAGCGUAGUUACGCUCUCAUUUUAAAACGACUAGCUAGAUUGCUCUAAAACUUUGUACCUACAAUAAUAUAAGGUAUAUCUAUGUCUGUAAUUAGUUUAUGUAGCUUCAGAUACCAUAGUAAAAAAAUACAACGAAUUUAAGUUUUUCAUACAAAACUUGUUUUUGCUCUAUUUCGUUUCUUUUAUAAACUGGAGCUAUAUAAACUAAUUACAGACCUCACCUCAUGUCAUUAUAUAUGCAAAGUUUCGUUACAAUCCAACACGUAGUUUUAAAAUGGGAACGAUACUCGCGUUUGUAUGGGAAGGUGAAAUUCGGCCGAGCUUGAUAUAUAAAAAAUGUAUGGGUUUCGCCGAUAGAAAUAUCGGUCACUGCCAGAAAAUGUAUUUAUUACUAGUGUCUUGCUUAUGGCCCUUCUCUAUAUUUAACCCUUUUCCAGGCAUUUAUCGACCACAUACGCGCCGAUAUAAUUUAAACUUUAGCAUUCCGAUUUAAGGUUCAAAUUAGAUUGCAGUUUCGGGACAUAUAACUUGUCUUCAAAUGAAUCAUCAAAGCUGGAUUGGAAUAUGUUUGGAUUUUUUGGGAAAACCUUGUACAUUAAUCCGGCUUGGAAUAGGGUUAAUGACAAAAUACAAACCUACAAAUGUA
This is a messenger RNA of Cydia strobilella, 1953 nucleotides long. It is a transcript of the gene Rtca, whose product is annotated as RNA 3'-terminal phosphate cyclase. Gene Ontology annotation, cellular component: nucleus. The record is from RefSeq and is a predicted model, not a curated record. Gene Ontology annotation, biological process: RNA processing. Lineage: Eukaryota; Metazoa; Arthropoda; Insecta; Lepidoptera; Tortricidae. Bases 114 to 1187 code for a protein of 357 amino acids. Gene Ontology annotation, molecular function: RNA-3'-phosphate cyclase activity. The transcript is spliced from 9 exons.